Echinops telfairi (small Madagascar hedgehog) is the source of this 3113-nucleotide messenger RNA. RefSeq names its product smoothened, frizzled class receptor (gene SMO). Lineage: Eukaryota; Metazoa; Chordata; Mammalia; Afrosoricida; Tenrecidae. The annotation marks the transcript as partial. Gene Ontology annotation, cellular component: dendrite; plasma membrane; cilium. Gene Ontology annotation, molecular function: patched binding; transmembrane signaling receptor activity. The transcript has 12 exons. Gene Ontology annotation, biological process: commissural neuron axon guidance; central nervous system development; positive regulation of smoothened signaling pathway. The record is from RefSeq and is a predicted model, not a curated record.
UGCGGCCGGGCAGCCCCCUGCGAGCCGCUGCGCUACAACGUGUGCCUGGGCUCGACGCUGCCCUACGGGGCCACCUCCACGCUGCUGGCCGGGGACUCGGAUUCCCAGGAGGAAGCGCAUGGCAAGCUCCUGCUCUGGUCGGGCCUCCGCAAUGCCCCUCGCUGCUGGGCAGUGAUCCAGCCGCUGCUGUGCGCUGUGUACAUGCCCAAGUGCGAGAAUGACCGCGUGGAACUGCCCAGCCGCACCCUCUGCCAGGCCACCCGCGGCCCCUGCGCCAUUGUGGAGCGGGAGCGGGGCUGGCCCGACUUCCUGCGCUGCACCCCCGACCACUUCCCCGAAGGCUGCCCGAACGAGGUACAGAACAUCAAGUUCAACAGCUCGGGCCAGUGCGAGGCGCCGCUGGUUCGCACGGACAACCCCAAGAGCUGGUACGAGGACGUGGAGGGCUGCGGCAUCCGGUGCCAGAACCCUCUUUUCACGGAGGACGAGCACCAGGACAUGCACAGCUACAUCGCCGGCUUCGGUGCCGUCACGGGCCUCUGCACGCUCUUCACCCUGGCCACAUUUGUCGCCGACUGGAGGAAUUCAAAUCGCUACCCCGCCGUGAUUCUCUUCUACGUCAAUGCCUGCUUCUUCGUGGGCAGCAUUGGCUGGCUGGCCCAGUUCAUGGACGGGGCCCGUCGGGAGAUUGUCUGCCGGGCAGAUGGCACCAUGAGGCUUGGGGAGCCCACCUCCAACGAGACCCUGUCCUGCGUCAUCAUCUUUGUCAUUGUCUACUACGCGCUGAUGGCCGGUGUGGUCUGGUUUGUGGUCCUCACCUAUGCCUGGCACACCUCCUUCAAAGCCCUGGGCACCACCUACCAGCCUCUGUCAGGCAAGACCUCCUACUUCCACCUGCUCACGUGGUCACUGCCCUUUGUGCUGACCGUGGCCAUCCUUGCCUUGGCCCAGGUGGAUGGGGACUCGGUGAGCGGCAUCUGUUUCGUGGGCUACAAGAACUACCGGUACCGCGCUGGCUUCGUGCUGGCCCCCAUCGGCCUGGUGCUCAUUGUGGGCGGCUACUUCCUCAUCCGAGGAGUCAUGACUCUGUUCUCCAUCAAGAGCAACCACCCUGGGCUGCUGAGUGAGAAGGCUGCGAGCAAGAUCAACGAGACCAUGCUGCGCCUGGGCAUUUUUGGCUUCCUGGCCUUUGGCUUUGUGCUCAUCACCUUCAGCUGUCAUUUCUACGACUUCUUCAACCAGGCGGAGUGGGAGCGCAGCUUCCGGGAUUACGUGCUGUGCCAGGCCAACGUGACCAUUGGGCUGCCCACCAAGAAGCCCAUUCCCGACUGUGAGAUCAAGAACCGCCCAAGCCUCCUGGUGGAGAAGAUCAACCUCUUCGCCAUGUUUGGCACCGGAAUCGCCAUGAGCACCUGGGUCUGGACCAAGGCCACACUGCUCAUCUGGCGGCGCACCUGGUGCAGGCUGACCAGGCAGAGCGACGACGAGCCCAAACGGAUCAAGAAGAGCAAAAUGAUCGCCAAGGCCUUUUCCAAGCGGCGCGAGCUGCUGCAGAACCCUGGCCAGGAGCUGUCCUUCAGCAUGCAUACUGUCUCCCACGACGGGCCAGUGGCUGGCUUGGCCUUUGACCUCAACGAGCCCUCUGCAGACGUGUCCUCCGCCUGGGCCCAGCACGUCACCAAGAUGGUGGCUCGGAGAGGGGCCAUCCUGCCCCAGGAUGUGUCUGUCACCCCAGUGGCCACCCCAGUGCCCCCGGAGGAGCAGGCCAACCUGUGGCUGGUGGAGGCCGAGAUCUCGCCAGAGCUGGAGAAGCGCCUGGGGCGAAAGAAAAAGCGGAGGAAGAGGAAGAAGGAGGUGUGUCCCCUGGGACCGCCCACCGAGCUGCCCCGCCCCGCGACCGACCACGCCCCCAGCGCCGUCCCUCGGCUGCCGCAGUUGCCCCGCCAGAAAUGCCUGGUGGCUGCGGGACCCUGGGGAGCCGGGGAGCCCUGCCGCCAGGGCACCUGGACCCUGGUCGCCAACCCCUUCUGUCCGGAGCUCCAGGACCCGUUUCUGCCCAGCGCCCCAGCGCCGGGGGCCUGGGCUCAGGGCCGCCGGCAGGGGCAGGGGCAGGGGCUGGGGCCCAUCCACUCUCGCACCAACCUGAUGGAGGCGGAGCUGAUGGACGUGGACUCGGACUUCUGAGCCUGGAGUGCCCUCCCUGACACUGGACAGAGCCGAGGCUACUGGAGGCGCGCCCCCACGCUGCGAGCGCUUCCUGGGGAGCUGGGUCUCCAGGGACCCUGAGGACCCAAUGCCCCGUAGGCAGAGAGAGGAGACAGUAGGACCCGGUCAAGUGGCAUCCCUGUGGCCCACCUUCGACCCAUCAGCUGGGUCUUCGGAGCUUCGUCUCUGGCCGGGUCCUGAACUGCCGAACUUACACCGUGGGGCAGGCACCAGAAGCUGGGGUGACAGCACCCCCACCCCCGUGGGUUGCGGGGCUGGCUAGACAGGUGGCCGGCAGGUGAACUAAGUGGGACCCUUUCUGGCUCACUCAGACCAAAAGUCGUUUUAUUGGGUCAUUAGCCCUUUGUCUAGUCGGGGCAGGGUUCCUUCUUCCUCUUCCAGGAGAGGUACCCUGCUGACCCUCCCUACCCCAGGCCAGAACCCCACCCUGGCUGUCCAACGACUUCUUCUUCCCUCCUUUAGUUCGCCCAGGCCAACCUGCUCCCCUGCCCCGUUUGUUGAGUUAGGCCCCUGAGCUGCAGCGUCCCCUCCCCCCCACCUCACCCAACCCCUACAUUGGGCUCCCUGCCCAGGGAGAGGCUGGCCCUGGUGUGGAGGAGAGGCCACACAGAGACCCAUGGUGAGCUUCCCUCACAUCCACCACUGGGGGGUGGACCUUCUGACUUGAGGGACUUUUCCUGAAAAGUGGCAGCCAGGCAGGAAAGGUUCCUUCAACUUCCAUGCCCCAGGGAUGAGGAGAUGCCCACCUCUUAGACCACCCCUCAGCCAUGUCCCCAAGGCCUCAUGAUUAAGAACCAGACUGCAGGAAACCAUAGAAGCUGGCUGGGCCCCAGGCCUGAAGAGGGGUGGGGAGAAGGAAUACAGUAAAUAAAAGGCUUUUAUAUAAA